This is a messenger RNA of Phyllotreta striolata, 693 nucleotides long. NCBI's taxonomy places the organism in Eukaryota, Metazoa, Arthropoda, Insecta, Coleoptera, Chrysomelidae. The record is from the annotation of a GenBank genome assembly.
AUGGGUUUUUCGAAGUGGAUGGAUUCCUUGGAAAAACCCGAAGAAAAACCUCAAAUAGAAGGCGAAGGGGACCUGGACGAGGACGAGAUUUCCCAGCAAAUGACGCAAUCCUAUAGCGAAAUCUCAUCGAAAUCCGGCCAAAGCCCCGACGUAGAACUACCGAAACUCGACGAAAUCAAACGACCAGCCACCCUACCGUACACCAAUCCCAAACCCCUGAAUCUAGAAGGCUCCGUGCACAUCGAAGGCAACAUGACCCACUUCGUCGCAGAAGAAAUCGAACAAAAAAUCCGCCUAUCCAGCCCCGUAUCGAAGAAAGAGGCGCCGGGCAGGGCCUGCACCCCCAGCCCUCUCUACAGACAACUACUAGUACCUCAAGUAGGGCAAUUGGACUCGGCCCUUAUCAACGAUCUAGAAGCCGAGGCCCAUCGAAUGGCCACUUCGGUGGACAGCUUGAUUGAAAACUUGUGCGGAAUACUCCACUCGGUCUCCUCCAUCACAGCCGACAAUGUAGAUGUAUACAGAAACGCGGUGUCCAAGAUGAGCGACACCAUGGAUUCCAACAUAAAAAGCAUGUACACGAUGAUGGCCAAGGCUGAGGAGGUUACGCAGAGCAUGAAAGUCGUGGAAGGCUUGUCUGUUUGCAUAAAGGAAAUCAAACGAUUGGUGGACCUAUUUGAGACUUUUAUUUAA